AUGGCUCCCUCUGUCAUCUUCCUCCUCUUCUUCGUGUUAUUUUCGCUAGCAAUUACAUCGUCAUGGCAUUGCGCUGCUGGUGAUAGUAGUAAACAGCUUGUUCUUACUCUUGAUCAAUCCAACUUCACUCAAACCAUUAGCAAAUAUGAUUUUCUCCUUGUUGAAUUUUAUGCACCUUGGUGUGGCCACUGCAAGAAACUUAUUCCAGAGUUUGAGAAGGCUGCUUCUAUAUUGAGUAAUAAUGACCCUCCAGUUUAUUUGGCAACAGUUGAUGCCAAUGAUGAAAAGAACAAAGAUCUUGCCGAUGAGUAUAACGUAAAGAGUUUCCCAACACUUAAAAUCAUUAAGGAUGGAGGGAAAACUAUUCAAAAUUAUAAAGGACCCAGAGAGGCAGACGGAAUAGUGGCUUACAUGAAGAAACAAAUUGGACCUGCUUCUGUUGAAAUAAAAUCUGCAGAAGAUGCUAGUGCUAUUAUUGAUGAAGAGAAGAUUGUUAUUGUUGGAAUAUUCCCCGAAUUGUCUGGAGAGAAGUUCAACACAUUUUUAGCUUUAGCUGAAAAAUUGCUAUCUGACUAUGAUUUUGCUCAUACAUUAGAUGCAAAACUUUUACCACGUGGUGAUUCUUCGGUAUCUGGAGCUACUGUCCGUUUAUUUAAGCCUUUUGAUGAACUUGUAGUGGAUUUUAAUGAUUUUGAUUUGGAUGCCAUGGAAAAGUUUAUUGAGAAGGCAAGCAUUCCAAUUGUAACGGUCUUAAAUAACGAUCCAAAGAAUCAUCCCUUUGUCCUCAAAUUCUUUAACCAGCCCAAUGCAAAGGCUAUGCUGUUUGUGAACUUCACUAGCAAGCCGUUUAGUGAUUUUGAAACCAAAUAUUAUGACAUUGCUAAUGAGCACAAGGAAAAGGGGAUACGUUUUUUUAUGGGAGAUGUUGAGGUUAGUCAAGGUGCUUUCGAGUAUUAUGGAAUUAGAAAUGAGCAUGUUCCUGUUAUCGCUAUAGACAACGAUAAAGAGAAGUAUUGGAAACCAAACAUAGAGCCAGACCACAUUGAGUCAUGGUUGAAGGAUUAUAAGGAUGGAAAAGCUGCACCGUUCAGGAAAUCUGAGCCUGUACCUGAGGUUAAUGAUCAGCCGCUUAAGGUGGUUGUUGCUGAUAAUUUUGAUGAGAUCGUUUUCAAGUCAGGGAAAAACGUUAUGUUGGAGUUCUAUGCUCCAUGGUGCGAAUAUUGCAAAAAGUUGACUCCACUCCUGGAAAAAGUUGCCACUUCACUGAAGAAACAUAGUGAUGUUGUCAUUGCUAAAUGUGAUGCUACUGCAAAUGAUAUUGCAUAUGAAGGUUUUGAAAUUAAGGGCUAUCCGACAUUGUACUUUAGGUCGGCAAGUGGAAAGCUGUUGCAGUACAACGGAAGGAGAACCAAAGACAAGAUUGUUAGUUUUAUUAAGAAGAACAAGGAUAAACCAACACAGCAAGAUUCUGUAAAGGAUGAACUGUAGUACAGAUGCAAGGGGCUCCUUAUCAUCCCUUCUGAGG
Messenger RNA from Erigeron canadensis, 1525 nucleotides. RefSeq names its product protein disulfide-isomerase. The transcript has 11 exons. The record is from RefSeq and is a predicted model, not a curated record. Gene Ontology annotation, cellular component: endoplasmic reticulum. Gene Ontology annotation, molecular function: protein disulfide isomerase activity. Gene Ontology annotation, biological process: response to endoplasmic reticulum stress; protein folding. Bases 1 to 1488 code for a protein of 495 amino acids. Lineage: Eukaryota; Viridiplantae; Streptophyta; Magnoliopsida; Asterales; Asteraceae.